AUGUGGCCCAAGAGUCCACGUAUUCGCCAGAACAAUCCAUCUGGUUUUACUACAAUCCAGCAGAAGGCAUCUCCUAGGGCUUUAUAUUCUAAGACUCUAAUCGCUAACCAGUUGAAAAACGUCAUAGCUAUGGACAACGUAAUCUUAGCCCAUAAGGACAUCAAUAAGCAGCAGCUGGACAAAAAGACCGAGACGGGGCUCCUGACACCCUCGUCCUCGGACAACUCGCUGACCACCAGUGCCACCAGUUCGGAACAGUCCUCGGACAUGGUAGCCAAGUUGCCAAAAACCCGUUUGUUCCGGGAACCAAGCUCCCUAACUCCCUACUUAACCAUCAAACGUCAGAAUACAGCUUCGAUGAUUAACUUCCGGGUCCGUAAGUCGGUGUCCCAAAUGGAUUUCAAGGAGGCCCGACGCACAGGAAACUAUCAACUGGUGGCUCAUGUACCAUCGCCAAGAAAAGUAAUCGCAGAACAGCCGCUCUUGGAAAAUGCAAGCGAGGAAUUGAAAGCUGAUCUGGGCAAACUAACUCUCCAAGAUGCUGAUACACUCAUAAAGUCGGGUGACGGACAGGUUAGUUUCCUGGUUGGCCCAGAACAGGAUGCACGUGUGGCCAGUCUGAGGAUCUUUAACACCAUCAUGCUGCAUGCCUGGCGCAAGCGUCGCCACGAGGUGGGACAGCUCAAAGAUCAGGUGGAUGAUCUCAAGAAGAAUCUAGUGAAGAAUCGCAAUCAGUUGCAUGUUUACAACUCACUUUUCUGUGUGGAGCAGCGUCGCAAUGCCACUCUUAAUGAUCAGCUACGGCAAUCGUAUCGAGACAAUGCCCAAAUUAAGCUCUCCUAUGAGGAUCUCAGCCUAGUCCUGGUGGAGGUCAGGACCGAAAAGGAGAAACUGUCGGCAGAAGUGGCCGCCAAGAAUGAAAACAUUGAAAACCUGGAGGAAGAGCAAAAGUCGCUCAAGAACGAACUCUUGGAGUUGCAGAGUCAGCAGCGGGAGCAAAUGGAGCAGCUGACCCGCCUUCAGCUUGAUUUCCAGGAGAGCCAGUGCGUCCGUAAAGAGCUAACCCAGCAGCAGGAACUGCUGCUCAUUGAUGUCACCCUCAAGCAGGAUUUCAUAGAGAAGCUGCGCGAAAGUACAGCCAAGUUGGAGGAGCUCAAAAAGGCAGCCGAUGAGCAAUACAGCAAACUACUCGAACACACCUUACAAUUGGAAACUUCCAUUCAGGAAAAAGAUGAUCAAUUGGUUAAUCUGCAGAAUUGCUUGGCCGCCACUUUGGGUCAAAGGAUCCGUCAGUGUUUUGCCCACAGCCAGAAUUAUCAACAUGCCACAUAUCGGAUGCUCCACUUUGUGGCUCACUACAUGCUCCCGGGAACACCACCACCAUCCACACCACCUUUGAUCCAGUGGCUGUCACUCGACUAAAGAGACUCUUUUCCCGCUCACACAUCGAGAUUGAUAUCCAGGCCGAUGGUAACUAUGUUAAUGAUAAGAUCAAGAAAGACCAAAUUCAAGAAUCCUCCAUUUAGCAAAUAUGAGUUUUACGUUCUAGUUCUAUUGUUAUAUUUAUUGAGUUUAUACUGCUUUGAUCUUUUCUUCUAUUGAUAGUUGAAAUUGCAUUUAAAAUCGUUGUUGAUAAUGUCAGAAAAUAUUAAAGUAAAGCAGCCAAAAUUACUGG
Messenger RNA from Drosophila serrata, 1675 nucleotides. RefSeq lists its product as uncharacterized. The record is from RefSeq and is a predicted model, not a curated record. Lineage: Eukaryota; Metazoa; Arthropoda; Insecta; Diptera; Drosophilidae.